AUGGUAUUUUUUUGCGAAAUGAAGGUUUUAACAGCCGAAGAUAAGGUCGCGUGUGUUGGUAACGAAAAUGAACCCAGAGUUGAUGUCGACACGAAGUUAACGAAGGAAGAAUUAAAUAGGGGAUGUCCUCUCGGAGUAUCAAGGGUUAUAGAUUCUGUGUAUAUCUGCGGGGCGCACUCCCUGCCUGGGGCAGUAAGAGCUCUUCGACCAGGGCUGGUAGUAAACGCUGCUCCUGAGCUACCACCACCUCCCGAAGACUAUGUACCGAGACACUACGUACCACUUCUGGAUACACCCAAUUCAGAUAUGCAUCCAUACAUGGAAAGGGUCGCUGACCUUAUAAAUGAUGUGGUUAGCAACGGUGAGGUUGUAUUGGUACACUGUGUCGCGGGAAUAUCGAGAUCGGUUACUCUGUGUCUCGCCUACCUCAUAAAAUGGCACAAGAUGACAUUGUGUGACGCCUAUCGACAUAUGAAAUUGAGAAGGCCACAAGUGAGACCAAACACAGGAUUUUUCAAACAACUCAUCAAGUUUGAGGAGAGAUUAUUUGGAGAGGCGUCCGUCAAAAUGAUUUAUUGUGAGGCGAUAGACAAGGAAAUCCCCGACGUGUACGAACCAGACUAUAGGGGCAUGACGUGGUUCAGACAACGAUAUGGACCCAUCGAGAACAUGUGA
Messenger RNA from Danaus chrysippus (African queen), 675 nucleotides. The record is from the annotation of a GenBank genome assembly. Lineage: Eukaryota; Metazoa; Arthropoda; Insecta; Lepidoptera; Nymphalidae.